AUGUGGAAUCUAAAGAUUCCCUCAGAGCUCCUGCAGGAGAUACUCUCCCGCCUCGGAUUAAAAGCCAACAUGAAUGCUUCUCUUGUCUGCAAGGCAUGGCUUAAAUCCUCUGUUUCCGUCAGGAAGUUACAGCCUCACCCAUGGCUUUUCUAUCCACUCGAAAAAUGGUCUCCCACUGGUCCAACCUACAUUCUUACUGACACAUUACGAUCUCAAACACGUGAGCUCGAUCUCCCAGAGCUGAGAGGCCAUGGAUUCUCUCAUUCUAAAGAUGGUUGGCUACUUGUGACAUUGCAAAACUCAGAAGCAUUCUUUCUCAACCCGUUCACACUGGAACACAUCUACUUGCCCCAGGCGUCACCAGAUUUCUCAGGCUACUGCUUAGCUUUCUCAUCCGCUCCUACAUCGCCUAGCUGUGUUGUGGUCGAUACUUGGCAGCCUGUACCUGUGGCCACCUCGGGGUUUUCGACCCGCUUAGAGCAACGUGGAACAUUCUUCCAGUGGAACCCUGCCCUGCCUCUCAUCGUCGCCGGACAGUACACAUGUGGCCAGUAA
Molecule: messenger RNA, 555 nt
Organism: Microthlaspi erraticum
Lineage: Eukaryota; Viridiplantae; Streptophyta; Magnoliopsida; Brassicales; Brassicaceae
Source: the annotation of a GenBank genome assembly